AUGCUCGGCAGCUUUUCAUCGCUCUACACCUUGGGCAUCGUCCUAAUCCUCACCGCGGGACUUGUCCGCCUCCUGCGCUCCUAUCUGCGGUUGAGACAGUUUCCCGGUCCAUUUGUCGCUGGCCCUACCAAAUUAUGGAUGAUGCGUAGUACGCUAUAUGGCCAUAUGCACCUGGACAUUGCAGAGGCAUGCAAAACAUACGGCCAUCUCGUCCGAAUAGGCCCAAACGAUCUGGUUACUGAUGACCCCGAGAUCAUUCGAAAGAUGAGCGCUGUGCGAUCUCCGUAUACGCGGUCAGAUUGGUACAACGCCACGGCUUUUAGCCACAAGCUAAACCACGUCUUCUGUGAACGCGAUGAGCAACGUCAUAUUGAUCUGCGUAACAAGCUGAUACCAGGGUAUUCGGGCAAAGAAAAUUUACAUCUAGAGCAGAGCGUUAACGAACAGUUGAUAAGCCUCUUCAAGCUCAUUCGCAACGAAUAUACUUCAAGCGUGGGAGAGUUUCGUGCCGUCGACUUUGCGCGUCUCUGCCAGUUCCUUACUCUGGAUGUCAUCACCGCGGUCGCAUUCGGUGAAGCCAUGGGAUUCCUUGAGCACAACGAAGAUCUACACGGAUAUAUCGCAAACCAGACAGCCAUGCUUCCUAUCUUCGAGUGGUUCUCGACGCUGCCAAUCUUGGAGAAGGUGGUGCGCCUUCCUGGUAUCAGUCAGCUAGCCAUGCCCACUCCCAGCGAUACAAAGGGUGCCGGCUUGUUGAUGGGCGUCGCCAAAAAGAUCGUAGCAACACGCUACGGCCCUGACAAGAAAGUCCGUCGCGACAUGCUCGGCUCCUUCGUUACCCACGGCCUGACCCAGGAAGAGGCAGAGCAGGAAACAGUUCUUCAAAUAUUCGCCGGCUCCGACACAACAGCAACAACAAUCCGUACCGCCGUCCUGUACCUAAUAACAAACCCGAACGUCCUGUUCAAACUCCAAGCCGAGCUCGACACCGCUAACUCCAGCGGUAGCCUCUCAGCUCCCAUUCUCACCUACGACGAAACCCAGCGCCUCCCCUACCUCCAGGCCUGCGUAAAAGAAUGCCUCCGCAUCUGGCCGCCCGUCGUUGGCCUCAUGCAGAAGGUCGUGCCUCCCGGUGGCGACACCCUAGAUGGGAAGUUUGUCCCCGGAGGGACGCAGAUCGGGUACUCGGCUUGGGGCGUGCACCGGAAUCCAAAGGUCUAUGGGGCAGAUGCGGACGUAUUCCGGCCGGAGAGGUGGUUGGAGGUCGAGGAUGAAGAGAAAUUGUUGGCGAUGAACCGCACGCAGGAACUCGUGUUUGGGUCGGGGAGGUAUGCUUGUCUGGGGAAGCAAGUGGCACUUAUUGAGGUUUCGAAGGCGAUUGCUGAGAUCUUUCUCAGGUAUGAUAUUGUUCUCGUUGACCCCUCCCAGCCCUGGCAGAGUGUCCAGCGAAAUGGUCUGUUCCUACAGUCUGAGCUUAUGGUUCGUAUAUCUGAACGCGAGAAGAGUGCAGCUCGAAUGCAGUCUCUGUAG
Aspergillus calidoustus is the source of this 1530-nucleotide messenger RNA. The record is from the annotation of a GenBank genome assembly. NCBI's taxonomy places the organism in Eukaryota, Fungi, Ascomycota, Eurotiomycetes, Eurotiales, Aspergillaceae.